Molecule: messenger RNA, 1703 nt
Organism: Ipomoea triloba (trilobed morning glory)
Lineage: Eukaryota; Viridiplantae; Streptophyta; Magnoliopsida; Solanales; Convolvulaceae
Product: aspartyl protease family protein At5g10770-like
Exons: 2
Coding region: 29-1426 (465 amino acids)
Biological process (GO): proteolysis
Molecular function (GO): aspartic-type endopeptidase activity
Source: RefSeq, a predicted model, not a curated record
CUUUAUUAGAACAGAUACACAUACAUUCAUGGAUUUCAAGAACGUAGUAUCUGCUACCAAAUCCGUGUCUUGCUCAUCUUUCUUUUUGUUCCUCUUCACAUUUUAUUUAAGCACAUUUCUGGCUCAAGCAGCAAGAAAUCCUCCUCCUCCAAAAGAGAUUUACCAUGUUGUUAACUUGUCUUCACUGCAGCCAAAGCCUUACUGCGAAUCCCAUAGAACAGGUUCAGAAUUGGGAUCUGGAAAGAUAAGAAUGGCAUCUAGAAAUGGACCUUGCUCGCCACACAACGCUGCUGCUAAGAAAAUGUCCUCUUAUGAGUCACUUUUUACUGAAAAAGCCAAUAGUGAUGGUUCUUCUGCUGGUUACAUGGAAUACUUUGUGACGAUUGAACUGGGUACACCCCAAGCAGAGUUCAAUAUGCUGGUGGACACCGGCAGUGACAACACUUGGGUUGGUUGUAAACCCUGUAGCACAGGCUGUGGUCCUAAAGAUCAUCUCUUCGAUCCAUCCAAAUCAUCAACAUAUGUCAAUGGUUCAUGCAGGCCGUCUACUGACGGAGAUAAUGAUCAAUUUUACGUCACUUACGGCGAUAAGUCAAAAUCUAAAGGAUACUGGGGGUGUGAUACACUCACAACCGAUCAAUCUUAUUAUGCCGUCAAGAAUUUCCAGUUCGGUUGCGGCCAAGAAAUCCAAAACGAUGAUAAUUCUGGAGAUUAUGACGGGAUCCUUGGCCUCGGACGAGGGGAUCUGUCUCUGCCAUCCCAAGGAGGUACCAACUUCCAAAAGUUCAGCUAUUGUCUCCCAAUGCGUAAUAGCAAACAAGGGUAUUUGGUUUUUGGGAAUGAAGCUGAAGCAAAGUCUUCCUCCUCCAAACCACAAUUCACGCCUUUGCUCCCUCCACCGGAGAACCUACCCGGGAAUUAUAUAAAGAAAUCAUACUAUUUUGUAGAGCUUAUAGGGAUGAGUGUUGCUGGGAAGCGGUUGGAUGUUGCUCCUUCAGUUUUCAACUCUCCAGGAACCAUUAUAGACAGUGGAACUAGUAUCACUCUGUUGCCCAAGGAGGCUUACUCUGCAUUAACCACAGCUUUCAAUCAAUCAAUGGCAUCCAAAUAUCCUGCUGCAGCAUCUAAUAAGAAUAUAAAACACUUAGGCACAUGCUAUAAUGUGGAGGAUACUAGUAACGUUAUCGUUCCAGCCAUAACAUUUCACUUCAAAGGGAUGUCGGCUAAAGGGGAAAUUGAUGUUGAGUUGAGGCAGUCUGGGAUUGUCCUCGUCCCGCCGUCUAUGCCAAACCUGGUUUGUUUGGGAUUCGCUCAACAAAAGGAUGGCCUCGCCAUUAUUGGCAACCAUCAGCAGCGACAAAUGGCCAUGUCUUUCGAUUUGCAGGGGGAUAGCCUUGGUUUUGGAACCAAUAACUGCGAUGAAUGAAUGAAUCAGAAACAAAUCAUCAUGGAUGUUUUCCCUGGCCUGGCCUGGUAAUAUUAUGGCUGCGCUGUUGAGUUCAAUCUGUCUUCAAUUUUGUUGUGUGCUGUGUUACAAUACUACGUUGUGCUUGUUUUCAGUGUACUACUAGAUGAGUACUAGUUGUUUCAAGAAACAUUGCUCCAGAGUCUAGAUCGAGAUGCAUGAUGUUAUGGUUGUAUGGUUGAUCCAUUUUAUUACUCUGUAACUUUUAUAUAAAUAAUACUCCCUCUGUCCCAUUUUA